GGAAGAUGUGGCCCUAGACCUGGAUCUAGACACGGAGGUCGGCCAUGCGAUCCGGCACCACCAGCAGCUGCUCGAAACUGUUCAGUCUUCCUCCCAUGAGGAGGCCACGGCCCACGCCUUCUCCGAACUGCGAUUCUCGGAGAUGGCGGAGCUCAUCAGCGACUUCGAGUCUCCGGUGUGGAGGUCCGUAGCAGAGAACCUUGCGGCCAACAUGCUGCACGAGCAGCGGCUAAAGGCAGGCUUCCCGAACGGCCUCCACGAUGUGCAGCCGGGCUCGGCGCUGCAACUUGACGACGAGGCCAACCUCACUCAUGAGGAAUCGAUUGACAGAACAGUGCGCUACGGUCUGCUGACCGCCCAGAAGCGCAAGGAGUUGAAGCGGCAGCAUGUGACCAUCCAGCGGGCUGUAGCCAAGGUCUUGCACCUCAGCUACGUUGGAGGCCAUGGGAAUUCCUUUGCACAGGAGAAACACAGCCGAGGUGCAGGAAGAUCUUCACGUGCAAACGGCACGGAGUUUGAGAUCAACGACCCAGAGGAGUGCCUCACCCAGGUCGGGUCUGGCUUAGACCGCGAUGAGUUGAAGGCGGUCCUUGCGAAGAAGGAGACAACAGACAGCGUGGGUGUGGACGUGGUGGACAAAAUCGAAAAGACAUUGAAAGAAACGCUCACAGAAGGAGUCAGCAAUGCUGGGAAGGCCCUGUACACCUUCGUGACGAAGCGUCUAGUGUGGACUAUCGCCGUGAAGGCGUUCCCAAUUCCCUGGGCCUGGCCAACCAUCCUAUUCGGCUGCGGCCCGCUCUACCAGUGCACUAAGGAGCUCCUGGUGAUCGUGGAACCCCUGCGCCAGCUGAUUUGGAAAGCAGUCGCUGCCAUGGCGGCGCUGGUGAACUGGAUGAUUGACACCUUCAAGAACUACUUUGGAGGUGACACGAAGGCCGUGGCCACGCCGGAUCCAGAGCUGGAGCCCAACUUGCACCACCUCUUCAGCGAUGCUGAGAUCCUGGGGAUGGACUGCAUCAAGUGCUCUGCAAGAUUGUCGGGCGGGAUCACUGUGGAUGCUGUUCCCCCUUUGGCGCUGUCUGUCCUGACGAACUCGGCAACUAUAGAAGAGAUCAUCGGGAAGCAGGGGAACGUUGUGAAGCAGUGCUACGGCACAUGCCUCAAGAAGCAGAUGCAGGUGUUGAAUCGCAUUGUUACUGGAGGAGGAAAUGCUGACACAGACCAGUACUUCCGACGGGGCAACUGUAAUCAGCAUGCCGUCGGCAUGUGCCUUGUGCUGGAGAAGACCCGCGAGUGCAAGAUGGAGGUCAUGACAGAUGGCAAGCUGCGCACAGAGGCCACCUUCUCGGAGGGCGGCGAUGCCCAGCGCAACAUGUGCAAUGCCUUGAAGGGGGUCCACCUGCACCUGAUACGUGAUGAGGAGAAGGGCAUCAUUUGCCCAGAGAACAAACACCAUGGAAGCAAGAUGGACCUGGGCCACGCCUGCCACAAAGUCAUGGAUGAGCUCAUGCUUCACAACGACCUCUGUGAAGCCAAGCAUGAGAAUGAGGGCUGGGGCACCUGGGCCCUUUCCCUAGGCAAGUCAUACCAGUACAAGGAUGAGAAGCCGACCAAAUCGUGGGAUGAAGCAAAGCACAAAUGCUUGGAGCUCUUUGGCUGCACAGCCCUGCUGAAGAAGCCGGAGAAGCCGGAUGUGCAAGCAGGCCUGGAUGCCUUCAAGAAUGUUCUCAAGGAGAUCCUGGACAGUGCGCCGAGAGACUUCGAGAGGGACCAGAUCAUGAAGACUGUGGAUGAGUGGAGGUCAAAGUCCAUUUCGGGGGCGAACGCCUUCGAAAUUGUGGCGCAAGAAUGGGUUGCCCACGAGGCUGAAGAAGAGCGCAUGAAUUGGGUGCGCGAGGACGAGAACCUUCGCAAAAUCUUCGCGGCGGAUGUGUGGAGGGAUCACUGCUUCGCCUUCGGCAAGCCAAUGACAACCGAAUUCGAUAGCCUUUACAAGAAUUACGCGAAGCCAGACAUGGCUUUCUUCGAUGCCCUCACGAAGGAGAUCGGCCUUACAGAGUCUGGAUUGAACAGUAACCCUCACCUCAAAAAAAACAUGGAAGCCGAUAUUCUUGGUGGGAAAUUUGCUGUCAAGUGUUCCUAG
This is a messenger RNA of Symbiodinium pilosum, 2143 nucleotides long. NCBI's taxonomy places the organism in Eukaryota, Dinophyceae, Suessiales, Symbiodiniaceae. The record is from the annotation of a GenBank genome assembly.